Messenger RNA from Lasiodiplodia theobromae, 1764 nucleotides. RefSeq names its product Cellular retinaldehyde-binding triple function. Bases 1 to 1764 code for a protein of 587 amino acids. Lineage: Eukaryota; Fungi; Ascomycota; Dothideomycetes; Botryosphaeriales; Botryosphaeriaceae. The record is from RefSeq and is a predicted model, not a curated record. The transcript is spliced from 4 exons.
AUGGCCAAGGACGACACAGAGUUGCAGCGCGUUGACUCGUACCAGUACCCCGCCGCGCACCUGGGGCACCUUACCGCAAACCAGCAGGCCGCCCUGGACAAAUUCAAAGACCUGUGCAAGGAUGCCGGCUACUACCGCCCGACCGGUGUUGACGGCAAGAAGAUUGCGAGCCAUGACGACGAGACGAUGCUCCGCUACCUGAGGGCUCGCAAGUUUUCUCCGCCCGAGGCCCUGAAGCAGUUCAAGGACACCGAAGACUGGCGCAAGGAGAACAGUCUCGCCGAGCUGUACGACACCAUCGACGUCACCGAGUACGAAGAAACGCGCAGAUUAUACCCCCAAUGGACCGGCCGCAGAGACAAGCGCGGCAUCCCCGUCUACCUGUUCGAGGUCGCCCACCUUAACUCCAAGAACAUGGCCGCCUACGACUCCAGCCACAAAGAGCAAGCCUCCAAGGCCUCGGACAACAAGGUCCCCACCAAGAUGCUGCGCCUGUUCGCCCUCUACGAGAACCUGACCCGCUUCGUCAUGCCGCUGUGCUCCGCUGUCCCCGGGCGCGCCCACCCAGAGACGCCCAUCUCGCAGAGCAACAACAUCGUUGAUAUUUCGCACGUCGGGCUGAAGCAGUUCUGGAACUUGAAGGGACACAUGCAGGAUGCUAGCACCCUGGCCACUGCCCACUACCCGGAGACUUUGGACAGGAUAUUCAUCAUCGGCGCCCCCUCCUUCUUCCCCACCGUCUGGAGUUGGAUCAAGCGCUGGUUCGACCCGAUCACCGUGUCCAAGAUCUUCAUUCUCACCGACAAGAACAUGAAGGAGACGCUCGAGCAGUAUAUUGACGUCGAAAACAUCCCCAAGAAGUACGGCGGCAAGCUGGACUUCGAGUUCGGCGACAUGCCCGUCCUUGAGCCCCAGAUCGCCGAGCGCUUGAAGUUCGUGAACCCCAGCGUGCAGAAGGGCGCCAACACCAUCCCCACCGGCCCCGUCAAGUGGGAGGAGUCGCCCGGCGGCGCUGUGCAGGCCGUGGCCGUGGGCAGCGAAGGCGGCAAGCCGCGCCGCCAAAUCGUCGCCGAGCUGCAAGCCGACACCAGCCUGAAGGCUAUGCACGCCAGCGCCGUCGCCGGCGUCACCCCCGUCUACGAGAAGGCCGACCCGCUGGCCACCACCACCGGCACCUACACCCAACCCGCCGACGACACGAAUGGCGAGAUCAUCGAGACGCCGCCGAGCGACAACACCCCGGCCGACUCGGUGUCGGGGAAGGUGAAGGAGGAGGAAGAGCCCAAGGCUAACGGUGCCGCCGCCGUCAGUGCUACUGACGACGCCACCAGAACCGGUACGUCUGAAACUCGCUUCGCGGACCAGGCCGACACUCAUGCGCACAACCAGCUUAAGGAGGGCACGCCUCAUGACGCCGUCAACGACCACGGCCAUGGCGACAAGACGGUCACCAUGGAGCCCGGCACCAUCGGCCAGGCACCCAAGGACGUUUCGCAGCCGCUGCCCUCAGCAGAUAACGAUGGUGGUAAGGAGGCCCCCGGCUACAUCGAUCAGGCUAAGGGCGCGGCGGCGGCGGUGGCGGAGAAGGCGGGUGCGGUAGCUAGUGCGGCGGCCGGGCUGGUAAGCGGCGGCGCAGGCAGCGAAAAGAAGGAGGAGGUUGUUGAAGAGAAGAAGGAGGAUGAGAGGGUUGAUAAGAUGGAUGGGAAGCAGGUUGAGGACUUCUUGCGCGAGAAGAACGGAAGUCAUCCGACGACGUCUGCGUAG